UGCAAGGGUCCUCCUUUUUGAGCACAAAUAGAAUUUUCUUUCAUUUGGAGGAUAUAUAGCUUACUUAAAAAAAAUAUAUUUAAAGUUGUAAGGUGGACCAUAUUUCGCACUGGAGCGGUGCGCCAUGCUCUCUCACACCGAUCUCCUGGAUGCUCGGCUCGGUGAGUUAUCAUCGCAAAACUCCGGUCUUCAACUAUACUGGAUGAAGGAUGCUGCGGAGCUGCUGGGGAACCGAGACCCGAUGAAGUGCCGGAUGAGCGGCGGGGUGGCGGACCAGGGAAACAUGGACCCUGGCCCGGACACCGUGGAGGGGGCCACCUUGCUGCCCGAGGAUGAAAUCCCCACAGGUGGAGCCAACCAGCCGGGCAUGCCGGUAAACAGUAAGGACACUGAGAAACAGCAGCAGCAACAGCAGCAUAAUUCUAGUCAGACUGCGAACCAGCAGAAACAGAAGCGGCAUCGAACGCGCUUCACCCCAGCUCAGCUGAACGAACUGGAACGGAGCUUCGCCAAGACCCACUACCCAGACAUCUUUAUGCGUGAAGAGCUGGCGCUGAGGGUCGGCCUCACCGAAUCCCGUGUGCAGGUGUGGUUCCAGAACCGCCGUGCCAAGUGGAAGAAGCGUAAGAAGACCACCAACGUGUUCCGCGCACCUGGCACUCUGCUACCAACGCACGGCCUGCCUCAGUUCUCUGCUGCGGCUGCCAUGGAGAACAGCCUUUGCUCCUUCCACGCCAACGACUCCCACUGGGCCACGGGGAUGCACGGGGUGUCCCAGCUCCAGCUCCCCCCGGCCCUUGGCCGCCAGCAGGCGAUGGCCCAGUCCCUUUCCCAGUGCAGCCUCGGGGCCGGCCCGCAGCACAACUCCAUGGGCCUGUCCAACGGCCUCUCCUCCAAUGGCCCAGGUCUGCAGUCCCACCUCUACCAGCCCCCGUUCCCCGGGAUGCCCGCCUCCCUCUCCGGUCCAACGAACGUGUCAGGUUCGCCACAGCUGUGUAGCUCUCCGGACAGUGACAUGUGGAGAGGGACAAGCAUUGCCUCACUGCGACGCAAAGCGCUCGAGCACACAGUGUCCAUGAGUUUCACUUAAUGACGUUUGAAGAUGACCCCCUUUGUUUAGCUUCUAGCUGUACCCCGCCAUUUUAAGAAAUACCUGUGUGAAGACUACUCAGGACUCAAAGUACUUCAUGAGAAUAACAAUGAAAUAGAAUGGCCAGACUGGAGUCUGAGUUGUGUUCAGAUGUCAUAAUAAAAAACCCAGAUGAAGUCGGCUUGUAAAUUUGGUGAAGUGGACGUGAGAAAUAGGCUAAUUUACCUGCGUCUCAGAAUGUCUGUUUAUCUUAACGUCCAUUUUCCCAAAAAUGAUUAUCUCACCUACUCAUAAUUAUAUUGUAAUUAUUUGGCCAAAAAUCCUUGUCAUUUUCUGUUUUUCAUUAGGUGUGGCUGUUGCACGCCAUAGGAAAGUAAGAUAUCAUGUCAGUGAAUUUAUUUGUUUUCUAAGCUGUUAAAUGCUUUAAAUUAAAUUGGGAAUCAAAUUUCUAAAUGCCACAUGUACUGCAUGUUUGAAUGGGUCUGACGCAUGCGCAGUGAAGUGGAUUUGACCCCUGAAAUAGCCUAUUUUUCUUCUGCUGCCUCGUUACCGAAAUGCCCACUUGUUCACUUCUUAUGGAUUUAAGAGAAUGGAAAUGGUGUAAGGACUGUUAUGUAGACUCUGACUCUUUUCCAAUAUCCACACUAGCAUAGGCUACUAUGAAGAAAUGUACUGGUCAUGCAUUCUAAGUGGUAUAUAUAGGCCUAGCAAUCUUUUUGUUUUACAUCUAUGCUGGGAAGUGCAUAGAGUGCAUAAGAUUGUCUGGGAGUGGUAUGAUUGGAAGGAGAAAACGGAACAUUUGCUGUUAUUGGCAGAGAGACUUGGAACUCUCUUUCUUAUUUGUCAAUUACUCAAUUUACCACCUGCUGAUAAAAAAAACUCCAUUCUAACAAAACAGGCUGAAACUUCAGGCAGUCUUUUCAAACAGCCCUAACAAUAAUAGGUCAUUUUCAUAAUUUCGCAGUGUGAUUGCAACCUAAUAGUGUGGGAAUAUAUAUAAAACACAGAGGAUCACGUUUUUGACUGCACUGGGACUUUAAGAAAGAAGAGUGAAAAAGAAACAAACAAACCAAUUUCUACAUAAUCAGACUCAUCUGCAUGUGUUGGCCACGUGAAAAAUGGGGGUAUUAACAUUUAUAAGACAAGAAAAGGAACCUUUAAGUAACCUGUUCUAGGAUGUUUUGUGUAGAUAAAGCAUUCUCGUACCCACUGGUCUGUUUGUGAUAUGUUUUAACUUAUUGUUUGUGCUUUUCUUAAAUGUUUGAUCUUACACCAAAUUGCAUCACAAUGUUUCCUUGAAAGGCUUAUAUUAAUUUAUUGUAAAUGGACAAAUAAAAUCAUUUUCACUAAGUCAAA
Molecule: messenger RNA, 2446 nt
Organism: Oncorhynchus kisutch (coho salmon)
Lineage: Eukaryota; Metazoa; Chordata; Actinopteri; Salmoniformes; Salmonidae
Gene: otpb
Product: orthopedia homeobox b
Exons: 3
Coding region: 125-1090 (321 amino acids)
Biological process (GO): regulation of DNA-templated transcription; neuron differentiation
Molecular function (GO): DNA binding; DNA-binding transcription factor activity, RNA polymerase II-specific
Source: RefSeq, a predicted model, not a curated record